AUGAUGAAUAGUGUAAGACUGUUAGUUCUUGGUCUAUUGUUUGUGUUUUACUCUAUGUGUAAUUGUGAGAAAGAUGCGUGUAGUUUAAAACUGUGUAAAUGUGUGAAAUCUAAAGUGAAAUGUAGUAACACUAAUUUGACUUAUAUACCUGUACUUCCCAAUGGAACUAUCAGGUUAUUUUUUGAUGGUAAUUAUCUCCCUUUGAUCAAUGAACACACCUUUUCCAAUAUUACACACCUGAGAUACUUGGAGGAGAUCACAUUUCAAAACUGUCAAAUCACACACAUUUCUACUAAUACUUUUAAAUUUUUAGAACAUUUAAACCAAUUGUGGUUCUCCUAUAAUCCAUUGACGACGGAUUCAUUGUUAAAUUUAUUUUCUGAUUUGAAAAAUAGUUUCUACCAUAUAUUAAAAUUAAAACAGAUCGGGUUAAGUUUUAUACCUGAAGGUUUGUUUAAAAAUAAUUUUACUUUAUCUGCGCUUGACUUAUCUUACAAUGCUCUUAAGACACUCAAUUUCACAGAAUUUAACUCAUUGGGUCUAAAAGGGUUAAAAGUUGAAAAUAAUUUAGUCGAGACAAUUAUAAUUGAUAAAAUGAUCAAUUUACGAGAAUUAUACUUAGGUUCAAAUAAUAUCAAAUCACUUCCAAAUUUUUGUCAGGAUAAAUCUUAUUUCCCUUCAUUGGUCCAUUUAGAUAUACAGGUUAAUAGUAUCUGUGAGUAUCUUCCUCAAUAUAUGAACUGUUUAAAAAACCUUUCUAAAAUCUAUCUCAAUCAUAAUUGUAUAUCAUUGAUUCAAUCAGGAUCGUUCCAAGAGUUAUCUUCUCUUAAACAACUCAGUAUAUCAAUACAGAAAAAUUCUAAAUCAACAUUAACACUAGAAAAGUAUUCUUUUAAUAAUUCAAAUCUUGCAAAAUUAAGAUUAGCUAAUAAUGAUAUGAAAAUAAAAAAUAUUAAUCCAUUGGCGUUCAGUGGCUGUCAUGGAGUCAAAUAUUUAUCAUUUUCUGAUAAUUCUUUGAGUGACCCCGGAAGUUCUUCUUGUACACAUUUGGACCAAGCUUUAUCAAAACUCACUUCCUUGCAAUAUUUAGAUCUCUCUGUCACCAGGAUAAACGAAGUACCAAAAUCUAUUCAAAACUUCACCGAACUGGUGUUUCUUAAUCUUUAUGAGAAUGGGAUAUCAAACUGGGAAGACAGAUUUUGGGAUGGAAACGGCAUGUUAUCUACUUUAGAUCUCGGUAAGAAUUCUAUAAAAAGGGUAUCAAAAGAGAUGUUUCCUGCGAAAUUUAGAACACAAUUAAGAACAUUAUCACUUCAAUAUAAUCCAAUUGAGUGUAUUUGUGACAAUGUUUGGUUGAUUGAGUGGAUAAAUAGAGAUCAUACAAAAUUUAAAAAAUUUCCUCGUAAAUAUGCAUGUUUAAAUAUGACAGAACAAGUUUGUAUUCAGCACAGUUCGGCUUAUACGUCAAUAACUGGGGUUUGUUGUGUUAUAUUUCUUUUAUUUAUCUUAGUAUCUAUUGUUUAUAAAUAUAGAUGGUUUAUCAAAUAUCAGAUUUAUAUCUGGCAACAUCAACCUAAACUCUUAAACGAUAUGGCGGAACGACAGUACCUCUAUGACGUCUUCGUUUCAUACUCCGCUGCGGACGAUUGGGUCUUGGAUGAUCUGGUACCACAUUUGGAGAGAAAUGUGGACAUGAAACUCUGUAUACAUGAAAGAGAUUUCCAGGCUGGUAGAUUGAUUAUAGAUAAUAUUGUAGAAUCCAUUGAAAACAGUCGUCGUGUUUUAAUUGUAUUAAGUAAUAAUUUCGCUCGAAGUGAAUGGUGUCAAUUUGAAAUGACACUAGCUCAGAAACAUGUUUUAAAUCGAGCUAUGGAACCUUUAAGUGUAGUUUUAUUAGAAGAUAUAGACAGUGAAAAUAUGAGCAAUUCACUCCAUGCUUUAUUAAAGACAACUACUUAUAUAACUUGGUAUAAUGAUAUAGAAUAUAUUCACUUGUUUUGGGAUCGACUGAAGAAUUCCCUUAUAUAA
Molecule: messenger RNA, 2028 nt
Organism: Lottia gigantea (owl limpet)
Lineage: Eukaryota; Metazoa; Mollusca; Gastropoda; Lottiidae
Exons: 1
Coding region: 1-2028 (675 amino acids)
Biological process (GO): immune response; toll-like receptor signaling pathway
Cellular component (GO): membrane
Molecular function (GO): transmembrane signaling receptor activity; protein binding
Source: RefSeq, a predicted model, not a curated record